This is a messenger RNA of Aspergillus mulundensis, 243 nucleotides long. Its product is annotated as 60S ribosomal protein eL38. The coding region runs from base 1 to 243 and encodes 80 amino acids. Lineage: Eukaryota; Fungi; Ascomycota; Eurotiomycetes; Eurotiales; Aspergillaceae. The transcript has 3 exons. The record is from RefSeq and is a predicted model, not a curated record. Gene Ontology annotation, biological process: translation; protein-RNA complex assembly. Gene Ontology annotation, molecular function: structural constituent of ribosome. Gene Ontology annotation, cellular component: ribosome; cytosolic large ribosomal subunit.
AUGCCUCGCGAAGUCUCCGACAUCAAGCAGUUCAUCGAGCUUGCUCGCCGCAAGGAUGCGUCCUCUGCCCGCAUCAAGCGCAACCGCCAGUCCCAGCAGAUCAAGUUCAAGGUCCGCUGCAAGCGCUUCGUCUACACCCUUGUCCUGAAGGACUCCGACAAGGCCGACAAGCUCAAGCAGAGCCUGCCCCCUGCCCUCAAGGUCGUCGACGUCACCAAGGGUGACAAGAAGAAGGCUCUGUAA